AUGCGCGCUUCCAGCAGCGGCAGCCUCGACAUGGCGGUAGUGGACACUCACACCCUGUUGGCGGAAGUUGAGUAUUCCCUGAACACCGCAGAGAACGCCUCGACUGGAUCCAUUACCCCUUUCGAAGCACUCUAUGGAGUCAAACCCAGGGAUUUUCGGGCAAGCAUAAUACCAGGCAGAGACUCGGCGCCCACGGACUUCAUCAAGGCCCGAGAGACAAUUCGGAAUGAUACUUCCGACGCCAUCAAGCUGGCACAGGCCAAGAUGGCUGCCAGAUAUGACGCCAAACAUAGAAUCCCUGAUCUGGUUGGUAGUGUGUAUCUCAAAUUGGCCAGAAAUGGAGCAGCAGGCUAUCAUAUCCCCAAAAACUCCUUGAAUGAGAGUUUCAAGGAGUGCAAGUGCGACAGUUCUGGAACUCAUCUCUACCAACGCCUGAAGGGCUAUUCUAAGGUCUCCAAAGCGGGUAACGGAAGAGAAAGGCAGGGUGUGGCGAGAGACGAGUGGCCUUUUUCUUUCGGCCGAUAUCAUGACCCAAGGUAUGUACGCAGCAGUAUCAAGGCAAAAACGGAAAGCGCGGCUAGGAAGCAGAUUGGUUGUUGUUGA
Molecule: messenger RNA, 603 nt
Organism: Letharia columbiana
Lineage: Eukaryota; Fungi; Ascomycota; Lecanoromycetes; Lecanorales; Parmeliaceae
Exons: 1
Coding region: 1-603 (200 amino acids)
Source: RefSeq, a predicted model, not a curated record